AUGGACGCUUAUAGUGGCGGGCUGGAUACCGAAGUCGAUGUCGAGGUUCACCCCACGGCCAAGAAACUUUUAUCAACAUGUAGAAAAUUCUUCAGCGAAAUUGACAACCUCACACCCGGUAAAGCACUCGAAGCAAAGCUCAACACCGAAUACGGACCCGGAAGCCUCUACUACGAAGAAAUGUGCUCCUGCAUCCGGCAAGGUCUCUCCGAAGGUUGGGUCGCCAACAUCGAAGUCGACGGGCCCAAGUAUCGCCGCAGCAAGAUCUGUCUCCCUUCUCCGGAAAAUCGAUAUUUCAGCAUCACGACUGUGUAUAUGGAUAGUGAGGAGGAGUAUUCGGGACAGUAUCACGUGCAUCCGUAUGGAGAGAUCAACUGCGUUGUGCAGCUUGAUAAGACGGCUGAGUUGAAAGGCAUGUCGGGUUGGCAGGGGGCAGGAUGGACGAGUCCUGGUCCGGGAACACAUCAUUAUCCGCAGGUUCGCGGAGGAGCCCUCGUCGCCAUGUUCUUUUUGCCUGCUGGUCGAAUUGCCUACAACAUGAAGCCAGGAAUGCCACAGCCGGCAUCCGUUUGAGAUCGUGGGGCAUUGGAAAAGCCACUGAUCAAAUUCGCCACAUCAAUCAAAAACAGCUCCUUGCAUAGUGAAUGAAUCGGUUUUUUCAAGUAACCCUGAUCUGCGAUAGACUUCUUCAGAAGAAGCCGAAUCCGCCUGUCGGUUCC
This is a messenger RNA of Hyaloscypha bicolor E, 719 nucleotides long. RefSeq lists its product as uncharacterized. The transcript is spliced from 4 exons. Lineage: Eukaryota; Fungi; Ascomycota; Leotiomycetes; Helotiales; Hyaloscyphaceae. Bases 1 to 573 code for a protein of 190 amino acids. The record is from RefSeq and is a predicted model, not a curated record.